Folsomia candida is the source of this 2837-nucleotide messenger RNA. RefSeq lists its product as uncharacterized. The record is from RefSeq and is a predicted model, not a curated record. Gene Ontology annotation, biological process: signal transduction. The coding region runs from base 14 to 799 and encodes 261 amino acids. Gene Ontology annotation, molecular function: protein binding; ATP hydrolysis activity. The transcript has 2 exons. NCBI's taxonomy places the organism in Eukaryota, Metazoa, Arthropoda, Collembola, Entomobryomorpha, Isotomidae.
UCAGGACAUAACAAUGGAUAUUGGGAAGGUUUCCCGUAUUUUAAUUCAGGAUGAAACACUUAUCAAGAAUUGGGAGGAAUUUUAUUCCUGCCUGAAGUUUGUAGAUCCUGAUUUUAAUCAAUUGAAAAAUUCUUACUCAAACUCUACCCUCACAACGUUUACAUUAUUUAAUACAAUUUUGAAACGAUGGGUCUCAGCGAGGGGAGAGUGGGCCCGAUUAACUACUCUGAUUCAAAUCCUGAAACAGAACGAUUUCAUCAUGUCCGCAGAACUGCUUGAAUCCAAUUGUAUUCCAAUUACUACUGCCCCGAAGGACCCCGUCAAACCAUUCAUAUUUCAACUUGGCAAAUCAUCCCCCACUUUUACGGGACGACACAAACAACUCGCGGUGCUACAAUUGUUUAUGAAAUCGAAAACAACCGUGGCCAUUACGGGAUUGCCCGGGAUUGGAAAAACGUCUCUACUAACGAAAUUAGCAUGGACAGUUAUCGAACGAGAAGGAUACUCCUGUAUCUACCUUUUAGGCGAGAACUCUUCCACGAUUACCACCUCUAUCCAUAAAUUGGCAAAGUUAACAUCAACCCCAAUCCGUGAUGAGGGAAUGGAUGAAGUUAAAGAGUCAGCGGAAAUCCUCCUGUCCGUAUUAUCAAAUUUAUCAGCGAGUCAAAAAAUGCUCUUGGUGGUCGAUAAUGUUGACGAAAUGAACGAAAUUGUGGCCUCCAUACUUCGCGCACUGGUCCCCUACCCGGAAAAGUGUUUUGUUGUCGUCACAUCGAGAAAUGUUGCAGUGCUGUCUUGAAUUCGGGACGAGAUACGGUUAACCCCGCUGGAUGGGGGAGAUGCCGCUUGCCUGAUAAGGGGACUACUUCCGGACGAAAAGGCAGACAUGGUGAGAAAUUUGGCCACACUGAUGGAGAACUUUCCCUUAGCGAUUCAACAAGCUGGCGCCUACAUUAAGCAUGCAAGGAGGAUUAAAAAUGAAAAGUAUUCAAUUCAUAAUUAUAUGGCGGAAUUUCAAAUUCGUAAAAUGGAAAUGCUGCAACAACCGUUAUCACCGCUGGACUCCGAGGGGUAUCAAUUGACAUCCUUCACCGCGAUCAGGAUGACGGUUAGCAAAAUUGUAGACAAUGCUGACGGACAAGGUGGUAUGGCUGAAAUUGUGCUGAAACUAGCAUCCUAUUUAAAUCCUGAUAGGAUUAAUUUCAAAUUUAUUCAAUACCUUAUGCAGAAAAUUGGUAAGGAAUGCGUAAGGAAAAGAUGGUUUGGUACUGGUAGAAUCAAAAACUAUUUUGAAAGUAAUUUUAAAAAUUUUGGCGCCACUAGUUUCGACGACGCUGUAAAUGUACUUAAAUGCUUCGGUUUACUCAAUGUCAUAAAGGAAAAUGAGGAAUUGGUUGAGUUAAGUUAAGUUAAUAUGCAUCGUUUAGUGCAAGAAGUAACGCGGCAAAUAUUUAGAGAUGGUGAAGAGAGAUUUUUGAAAGCUUUAUUCACAAUUUUUAGCGAAAUAAAUGACCCUCGCAGUUUUUUAUGUUUUGAAAUUUGUUAUUUCCUUGAGGAAGGCUUAAAUUACACGAAGUGGAAAAAUGUUAUUGAGUUCUAUGUUUUUAGGAAGUUUGUAAGAUACACGGUUGGCGAAGGGGGUCGUAUUGUUGUUAAUAAGAUGCGAUCCUCCCCCCGCCACUAUGUAGCUAGGCACGAUCCUAAUGAGAUAUUCACGGAGCAAAGUGAGGAUGCGAUGGAUACGAUGAAAAAUCUUCAAAGAUGCCUCAAUAUGAUGUUAGGAGUGGUUAGCGAGAUUGGAGAAGAUUCUGCUGAUCAUAGUGCUAUACAGAUUGCCGGCGCAGUUGUUAGGCUGUCGGCGAUAUCACUUUUGCACGUCGCUAAGUAUUGAGGAUGGAUGUUGAGUUAUGGCAUAGAUACAGAUCACAGGGCAAAGGCAUGAUGUGUACAUAAUUCGCAGUUUGAUGCAUGUAAUUUAAAUUUCAUGGACAAAAUAUGCAGACCUGAAAGUAAUUUAUAAAUUUUUUUAGAAGAAUAUGUUUCAGCUUAUUUGUUGGUCCGAGCAAGAUAAUAUUAUCCAGCUCAAAAUGUGAGAUCCAUAAGUUUUCAUUGGGGUUCCUUUCCAGUUGUGUUUGGGCGUCUUUCUCUAUAAAUAUUAGAAUUGUGUCUGGGGAUGCAACGAGUACUCGGUUAGACUUGGUACUCGGUGAACUCGGCAUAUUUUUGGUGAGCUCGAACUCGGCCGAGCUUUUUUGGUACUCGGCCGAGUUUUACUAUUAUAAUUUUAUGGUAAAAUAUGUCAAAUUACACAGAUGGAAAUGUAGAACACUACUCUAGAUUUAGAUCUCUUACAAAAACGAGAGUACACAAAUAAUUAUUUCUAGUAUAAUCUUUUGGAUUUACGACAUUGUUCAUUAUGUAAUUUGUCAAUGAGUUAAAAUCAACUUUACAAUUGCCGUAUUUUCGGGUGAGAAUGACAAAUUACUCGGGUUUUCGAGCGCUCGAUGACCGAGUUUCAGCGAGUACUUGAACUCGGUCCAAAAUUUGGCCGAGUACUCGAACUCGACUCGGCUUGAAAAUUUAGGACUCGUUGCAUCUCUAAUUGUGGCGAUGAUUACGAGUAAUGGAUACAAGUACAUAUGUAUUCAGUUUGAGCGAAAUUCCUGUAAAUUGUAUAUAUUUUGUUUUCUUUCGAGGCAUAAUAUAAUAGAUUCAGCCAUAAAUUUACUUUUAUUUUACGUCCCACAAAACCACUCUGUAACAUCAUGAUAAAUUAGUUAAAUAAAAAAUGUUUAAAUCUGUUAAUUUGGAAUUUUAUAAAUCACGUUAAUUGGUGU